AAGCACAAAGUCCCCAUGUCCGAUGACCAUUGAGGUUCGGUUCAGACACAGAGUUGGGUUAUAUAUAUGUCGCGAAAUUGGAAGUUAAAGCUUGGAAGAAAUUGCAAAAAUGGAGGAGGCGAAGGCGUUAGCUCAGCAGCAUCUCCUGCAACAGAUCCAACGGCAGAAGCAGCAGCAACAGCAAGAUGCCAUGGCGCGUUUUCCUUCCAACAUCGACGCUCAUCUUCGUCCUCAACCCUUCAUCCACCGCCAGCAAUCGCAGUCUCUAAAUCCCACGCCUAAUCCCAAUCAGCAAAGCCCUAACCCUAAUCCCGCACUCCAGAUCCCUAUUCAGCAAACCCCCAAUGCGAACCCUUCGCAACAGCAACAGCAACAGCUACAGCAGCAACAGCAGCAGAAGCUCAAUCGGCCGGCGCAGGCCUCCAAUACGGCGGAGCUGCAGAUGGCUUACCAGGACGCCUGGCGAGUAUGCCAUCCUGACUUCAAGCGCCCUUUCUCUUCCCUCGAAGACGCCUGCGAAAGGCUUCUCCCUUACCACGUCGUUGCGGAUUAUGAAGCGGAGGAAGAUGACAAAAUCCUUGAUUCGGACACAACAGGCCAAAUUCUUUCUCGCUCCCAACAAUGGGACCACAACAUUGCUGCAAAGGUUGCUGAAUUUACUGCCACAUUUGAGAAACAAGUACUCGCAUUUAAUAUCAUUUCGAGGAAAAGAGAACAAGGGGAAUUCCGGACAGAGGAGAAGCUGCAAAUCGAGCAGAUGCUAGUGCAAGAAGAGAAGUUGGCGUUCUCUGAAUUGAUGGACAUGAGGCAGAAGGCAGGGCGGGAGACUCAUGAAGCUAAUAUGCAAAUGGCAGCUAUGGUUCAAGCAGAGCAGGCUCGAGCCGAAUCUCACGCGCGUGCUGAGAUGAUGUCCCGAGGACCAAUUCGAGCGAGCGCACUUGGGCCUCGAGGCGGCAAUAUUCUGAUGGGUCAUGAUGGUGGGGAGCAAGUGCAGGAAGUGAAAGACGAAGAAAUGAUGAAUGGUUGGGGUAACAACACACAGAAGGAUGAAAAGGAACCUUCGGAGGAUUUUCUGAAUGAUGAAGAAACAGAGAAUGGAGAAGGCGGUAUUCAAAGCGAUUGGCGUGGAGGGGGAGAGUUGGAUCUCAACACAAGAUGAAUGAAUGAAUCUUUUACAAGCAGAGGCAUAGUUGGCUUGCUUGUUUGUGUACCAGGGAAGAAGCAAGAGAAACGUUACAGUUACACCCCCUUUUAACUUAUGGAUGAUCCUAUUGUACUGUAUGAUUUUUGUGUCAGGGAUUGUUGUAUUGUACAGAAGCUGUACCUUCAAAUCUUCUCUUCAAUUGUACUCCUACUAGGCACAAAUUUUUAGGGAAAAGCAGAAUCUCCAAACGCUCUAAUUAAUGAUUGAAAAUAACUCGGUCGAAUAUUGGGUGCUCA
This is a messenger RNA of Ipomoea triloba (trilobed morning glory), 1440 nucleotides long. Its product is annotated as putative mediator of RNA polymerase II transcription subunit 12. Gene Ontology annotation, biological process: positive regulation of DNA-templated transcription. Gene Ontology annotation, cellular component: SWI/SNF complex. The record is from RefSeq and is a predicted model, not a curated record. Lineage: Eukaryota; Viridiplantae; Streptophyta; Magnoliopsida; Solanales; Convolvulaceae. Bases 110 to 1159 code for a protein of 349 amino acids. The transcript is spliced from 2 exons.